UCUGCAGGGGGUUGGCAGUCCCGCGUCCUUCCCACUAGAUGGCAGCCUGGACACAUCUAGAAUGAAAAGGCUGGCGCACCCGCCUCUUAAAAUCUCACGAAACCGGAAUCAGCAAUGCCACCCACGGAGCCUGGACUCCACCUCCCACAGGGCCUUCUUCAGCAGGUGACUUCUCCUGCACCAAGCUCUGAACUCUGUCUCCUGAAGGAAUCUGGAGGACUGUGUGAACUCGCUAUUCUAAAGUUCUGCCAUGGGCCGACUGGAUGGGAAGGUCAUUGUCCUGACUGCUGCCGCCCAAGGGAUCGGCCGGGCUUCUGCACUGGCUUUUGCAAAAGAAGGAGCCAAAGUCAUAGCCACAGACAUCAAUGAGUUCAAACUCCAGGAGCUGGAAAAUUACCCAGGUAUUCAAACUCGAGUCCUUGAUGUCACAAAGAAAAAGCAAAUUGAUCAGUUUGCCUCAGAAGUUGAGAGAAUCGAUGUUCUCUUUAAUGUUGCUGGUUUUGUCCACCAUGGCACCAUCCUGGAUUGUGAGGAUAAAGACUGGGACUUCUCAAUGAAUCUCAACGUUCGUAGCAUGUACCUGAUGAUCAAGGCCUUCCUUCCCAAAAUGCUUGCUCAGAAAUCUGGCAACAUUAUCAACAUGUCUUCAGUGGCCUCCAGCAUCAAAGGGGUGGAAAACCGAUGUGUGUACGGUACCACCAAGGCGGCUGUGAUCGGCCUCACGAAGUCUGUGGCUGCCGACUUCAUCCAGCAGGGCAUCAGGUGCAACUGUGUGUGCCCAGGAAUGUGGAGACUCAAUUCGUUUCUGACGGGACUCCUGUGGGGACUCGCUGGGAUAACAGGAACGGUUGACACCCCAUCCCUGCAAGAAAGAAUACAAGCCAGAGAUCAUCCCAAAGAGGCACUGAAAGCUUUCCUAAACAGACAAAAGAUAGGAAGGUUUGCGUCUGCGGAAGAAGUGGCCUUGCUCUGUGUGUACUUGGCCUCGGAGGAGGCACAUCCCCAAAUGCUGCUUUCAGUUUGUUCUCAGCCAUCAGUUCAAGAGCCAAUGCUUUUAUAGACAGAUCUGUGGUCCUUUUGUUGGCUCAGUUGUCUGGUGCAGGCUGGGUAAAGGCUUGCACUGAGAACGAUUGUCCGGGCCUCACCCCUUAGAGUAUUCUUAUAUCUAUCCAGACUGCUUCCUUAACCAAUGGGAAUAACAUUUUCUUUUCCCCAAUCAGUAUUGAAAGCCACCUUGACAACACACCAUAUAAUAUGCACUUACUGUUUUUGCAGAAAUAAUCCCAAUAAGUAAAUUUCAAAUGCUGAAAAGCAUGAGGGGUUGUUUGUUUGUUUGUUUUAUUGAAAUCAUUAAUUUAUCCAGAAUGGCAGUAGGUCAAGUAGCUUUAGCAGAUGGUGACAAUUUCUUCUCCCUGCCCAGCUCCACUCCCUACCCUCACACAUUUUUUUCUCUCUCUCUUCUUUCCUUCCUUCCUUCCUUUUCCUUCCUUCCCUUUCUUUUCUCUUUUCUUUUCUUAAGACAAAGUCUCACUGUGUAGCCCAGGCUGGCCCGGAACUUAACAAUCCUCCUCCCUCAGGCCUCUGAUGCUGAGAUUGGAGGUGUUUUCCACCAUACCCAGUUACAAUCUGUUUUCUAAAGCAGAUUUUAUUAAAUGCUUCCAGACUGUCCUAGCUCUUUGUCACAGAUGGUCUAUAGGAAUGUCUUAAAAGAGCAGUGAUGUUGUGCUUUUUAAUCAUUGCAAUAUUGGAAGGGUCCUGUCCACCUUUUUUGGCUUUUCCAGACAGGGUUUCUCUAUGUAACAGCCCUGGUUGUCUGGACACACUUUGUAGAUCAGGCUGGCCUCGAACUCAACAGAGAUCCACCUGCCUCGUGUCCAUCUUUUUAAGGAUGCGUCUGGUGUGCAAGUUUGUGGAGUUCUUGAAACUAUUGUUAUAGGUACAUUUUAAGGAAAUUCUCAGGCAUGUUGGCAAAUGUGCCAGCUAUAUAAAUGUCAGUAAAUCUUACUUUUCUUUUUAAAGUAUGCAUAAUGGAACAUUCCACCAAUACAUGAUGCUCAGCUUUUCCCAAAUACUUUACUGUGUUCUGUCUAUACAGGUUAUUUCCCCUUUGUUCUGAAAUGCAACCACUGCAACUUGAGAAGUCAUUGCACUAUUUAAACAUCUUGGCAAUAGCAUGAAUCUACUUUGCUUAAGAUUUAGUACAUUUCAUAACACGUAAGCUCCUAAUACAUUGAGGUGAGAAAUGAAGCCUUCGUUGUGGGCAGGGGUUGUAGCUCAGCUGGUCGAAUGCUUGCCUAACAUGCAUAAUGCCCUGAGUUCCAUCCGCUGUACCACAUAAACUGGCUGUGGUGGCGCAUGCCUGUAAUCCCAGCACAUGGGAGGUGGAGGCAGGAGGAUCAGAAAUUCAAGGCCCUCCUCAACUACCUACUGAGUUUGAGGCCACCCUGGGAAACCUGAGGCACGAUCUCAAAUAGAAAAGUCUCUGUGGGUAGUUAUUUAGGCCCUAGCAAAGCACUGUCAUUUUCACUUGGAAUAUAUAAUGUUUUGUGAUGUAUUCUCAGUAGGGUUCGGAAUCUGCAACUCAACACCAAUCUGUUGAGUUUUAAAAUGUA
This is a messenger RNA of Psammomys obesus (fat sand rat), 2612 nucleotides long. RefSeq names its product 3-hydroxybutyrate dehydrogenase 2 (gene Bdh2). The coding region runs from base 251 to 1060 and encodes 269 amino acids. The transcript is spliced from 12 exons. Gene Ontology annotation, molecular function: 3-hydroxybutyrate dehydrogenase activity. Gene Ontology annotation, biological process: siderophore biosynthetic process. The record is from RefSeq and is a predicted model, not a curated record. Gene Ontology annotation, cellular component: cytoplasm. Lineage: Eukaryota; Metazoa; Chordata; Mammalia; Rodentia; Muridae.